AUGGAGACCUCGAACACAACUGACGACUUCCACUUCUUAAUCAAAGCACAUAUUCGAUAUUCUUUAAGAUGUCUUAGAUUAUUACCUUCACCAUAUGAAUCUGAUGAUAAUAAUCGACUUACGUUUGGUUUCUUUUCGAUUGGUUCAUUAUCUUUACUUGGAUCGAUCGAUCGAUUAAAUCAAGAAGAAAAAGAUGAUUAUCUUCAUUGGAUUUAUGAAAGAUGGGAUUCCGAUUCAGGUGGAUUUACCGGUCAUCCUAAUGUAGAUUUAAGAAUCCAUAGUAAUCCAGAGGAAUCUUUGAACCAACCUCAUAUCACCCACACUUAUGCAGCUCUUCUAUUACUUGCUUUACUCUCUACACCUCAGUCAGAUAACCCCAAGCCUACUAAUCCUUACACCGCCUUGGACGUUCCUAAACUCUUGAAAUUCGUCGUUGAUUGCCAACGACCAAACGGAAGUUUUGGUCCAUUUCCUACUUCUACAGAACAAGAUGUUAGAUUUGUUUAUUGCGCUACUGCAAUUCUUGAGAUCUUGAAUAUUGAUCCUAAAACGGUGAUCGAUGUUCAAUCAACUGGCAAGUUUCCCAAUCGGAUCAAUUUCUUUUGUAACCUCAUCACUGAUUUCCAAUCUUGUAUUUUUGAAAAUCAGCGCUACGAUGGUGGAUAUGGUCAAGCGCCUUUUUUAGAAUCUCAAGGUGGAACAACCUAUUGUGUCUUAGCAGCUCUUAAAUUGUUAAACAAACUUGAUGAUAGCCUUUCAUCUGAAGACGCUUUAGAAACGGCUAGAUGGUUAGUACAUCGACAAAAUGAAUUUCAUGAUUUACCUGAUGAAGAAAGCGAUGAAGAAUCAAAUACACGGCAAGAUGAAAUCAAUUCAUCAAAUCUUAAGACCGAACCUGUCAAGGCAUCUGAACCUUCUGGUGUAUCCUCCUUGACUCAAAUUCAGCCUCUGGUUGCAGGCUUUCAAGGAAGACCAGGUAAAAUACUCGAUGCAUGUUAUUCAUUCUGGUGUACCGCUGCUCUAAGUAUCAUUCAAGAACAUCAUUCUUUAAAAGAUAUCAACUCUAUUCCAGGACCAUUACUUCAUGAUCCUGAAGCAAACAUUAAGUUCUUAAUGCUUUGUCAGUCUAAACAAUGGGGAGGGAUUGCCCGAUUUCCAGAAGAUCAUCCUGAUGUGUAUCAUAAUUAUUUGGCUCUUGGAUCGAUUUCUUUGUCAUAUGCACUUUUGAGUGAUCUGGAAAAUCCUUUAGUAGAACAUCAUUCUGUUUUGAAUGUGCCCAUCAAGACUGUAAACUGGAUAAAGAAAUGCUUUCCUUAA
Molecule: messenger RNA, 1317 nt
Organism: Melampsora larici-populina 98AG31
Lineage: Eukaryota; Fungi; Basidiomycota; Pucciniomycetes; Pucciniales; Melampsoraceae
Exons: 6
Coding region: 1-1317 (438 amino acids)
Biological process (GO): protein geranylgeranylation
Cellular component (GO): CAAX-protein geranylgeranyltransferase complex
Molecular function (GO): CAAX-protein geranylgeranyltransferase activity
Source: RefSeq, a predicted model, not a curated record